This is a messenger RNA of Lachancea nothofagi CBS 11611, 1740 nucleotides long. The record is from the annotation of a GenBank genome assembly. Lineage: Eukaryota; Fungi; Ascomycota; Saccharomycetes; Saccharomycetales; Saccharomycetaceae.
AUGAAGACUUAUGGCAAGCAUGGAAGGUCCAGAAGCAUAGUUACAACCCAAGAAUUGAAUAGUCAAGAUUUCAGCGAUGAUGAACAUCAUUGGGAUACUUUCACUAGCGAUGGACCUUCGGAGUUGAUAACACCAAAAACAAGUAUCGAUGAUAGCACAGCGGAUACAGUGCCAAAGCGGUUGACAACCAAUUUUGACAAGGGGUCCACUGUAGAUUUGGAAAUCUUCGGCUUUUUGGAAGAUCCUCCGCUUAAGAGGCGCCGAAGAACGCGUCAAUCUAAAGCCAAGGCGGACAACGAGGACACAGAUUGCGAUACAGCAGACACCUUUUUCUCGAGCCAGGCAGAGAGGAGCUUCCAAAGCACUAUUGAUGAUGCGAAUUCAAUGCUUUCCAAGAUUGGAGGAGACCAACAAUCGGAAAAGACCGAGUGGAUACCAUUUAGCCAAAAUUCAACAAGCGCCAGCAAUAACGAAAGCGAUUUGGUCUCCAGAGUUACCUAUGGAAAUACAAGGACUAUUUUCCAAUGCAACGACGAAAAAGAAACCCUUUCGGACUCUGCAGAAAGCGCGCAGGACGCGCCCGAAUGUGGGCAAUCUACUCAGCAUUUUAAUCAUUUAAAAAGUAUGGGGGAAACACUUAGGUAUCAGGACGACCUUGAGUUUAUGCUUCAAAGUGAAUUAGAUAUGACGACAAGUGCAAAGCUAUCUCGUAUGCUUAGUGUGGCUCUGAAUUUACUCAACAACCCGGGUCUUCUACAGUAUGUCGUUAAGCAUUGCCAAAAAGAAGUAUGGCGUUGGUCGCUGGAUAUGAGCAACAGCAAGGAUCCUGUCCUACUCCAACUCUGUGCAUUUGUAUUAGAUAUCGUCGCACUAGGCACCGAAAACUCUUUGUGGGGCUUCUUGGACUUCAACAGUUUCAUUUUGCCAUUAAUACAAUUCGACUAUAUCUCUUCCAAAGUUCACGGAAAUGAUCAUACCAAGGCCUGCUACCGGGAGUUCCUUGACCUAACUGGAUCGAAACCGGGAGCUUUCUAUGGUUUCAAGCUUUGGAACUCAAGUUUUGACCAUCAAGAAUUAUUGGAACACACUACUUUUCAAGAGAUAACGCAGCUCCUAAAAGACGAUAGUGUUUGUACUUCGCAGGUACUCGAAAUUGCUGAAAAGGCUCUCUGUAAAAAAGUCAGCGGUCCAAUAUGCUUUCUAGAACUUUUUGAAGUGCUAUGCUCGCUUUUCUCUUCAUAUAAGGAAAAUGACUGCUUUAUCAAAGUGCUUGUUAAAGUUACCAAUGAUAUAACUCAGGUUUCUGGUAUUGCAGCAUGUGAAGCGGCCAAAAUAUUGCAGAGGUCGUUAUCAUUCAUAUUCGAGCACUCUUCAUUUCUCCUCUAUGAUACAAAAGAUGAACUUAUGGAUGUGCUCAUUUUGCAUCUUGGAUUGUGCUUGAAUCUGGCUCAAACUUGCGGAGUUUUGGAGCAAGCACCCGAGACCAAAAUAAGUCAAAAACUAUACGGUGUAUUUCAAGCUUUGCAUCAGUCCUCGGACGAGUGUUCUGGUCGCAACUUCAAUCAGAACAUGUACAUUCUGAUAUGCUGCUACCUCUCGCAUCAUCAAAGAUUCACAUUUCAGCCGGCUGAACGAAGCUUUGCGCAAGUAAGACUGCGAAACUUCUCGGAAGAGAUAAAAGUAUACAACAAAUGCAUUUAUUUCAGUGUACAGAAAGUAUUAGAGGCCAAAUAUGUAUAA